Molecule: messenger RNA, 3594 nt
Organism: Rhineura floridana
Lineage: Eukaryota; Metazoa; Chordata; Lepidosauria; Squamata; Rhineuridae
Product: zinc finger protein 345-like
Exons: 3
Coding region: 1-2157 (718 amino acids)
Source: RefSeq, a predicted model, not a curated record
AUGCGCCAUCUUUGUAAGGGAGUUUACUACGACCAAUAUGGCCGUCAUGCCUUGAGACUUCGACAUGGCUGUGUGUUUCACCGAGGGGAAAAAGGCCCUCCAUGUCGGAUCUGGACUAAAGAGCCCUCUGCAUUGAAGUCAUGCAGGAAAGUGACAGGAACAGGCCUGCAUUGGCAGAUAACAGCAAGAGAAGACAUUUCUGCACAAAGUGCAGCCUCUGCUUUGCCUUCAAAUUGGCUCUUGCCAGACACCAGGCAAUCCACACAGGAGAGAAGCUCCAAGAAGGCUCUGAGAGUGGGGAAAUCCUAUCACUGCUUGGAGUGCGGGAAAAGAUUUUUCCAACUAUCAAAUUUUGUGAAGCAUCUAAGAAUCCACAAAAGAAUAAAACGCUACAAAUGUGGGGAACGUGAGAAAAAAAUUGUUAGGAGGUCGUACCUUGGAAUCCACGAGAAAAUCCACACUGGAGAAAAACCUUACAAAUGCUUGGAAUGUGGGAAAUGUUUUCCCCAGAAUACACAGCUUCGUAAACACCAGAGAGUCCACAUAAGUGAAAAACCCUACAGAUGCUCAGAGUGUGGGUUGUUCUUUUCUAGACGAUUGCAACUUGUGAGCCAUCAACAAAUUCAUAUGGAGAAAAUACCUUAUAAAUGUAUGACAUGUGGCAAAUCAUUUGCUCAACACUCAGCCCUUCUGAUCCAUCGAAGAGGCCACUCAGGAAAGAAACCGUAUAAAUGCUUGGAGUGUGGGAAAUAUUUUUCUGUCCUCUCAGUUCUGGUGAAACAUCAAAGAAUCCACACAGGAGAGAAACCCUACAAAUGUGCUAAGUGCUGGAAAUGUUUUCCUCAAAAAUCACAGCUUUGUGUGCACCAGAAAAUCCACACAGGAGAGAAACCAUAUAAAUGUUUGGACUGUGGAAUGUCAUUUUCUCAUCAACAAACCCUUAAGGGGCACCAGAGAAUCCAUACAGGAGAGAAACCCCAUAAAUGCUUGGAGUGUGGGAAAUGCUUUACCAGGAAAGUCACUCUUUCCAAACAUCAGAAAAUCCACACAGGAGAGAAACCCUACAAAUGCAGUGAGUGUGGGUUAUGCUUUGCUCAAAAGCCACAGCUUGUUAGCCAUCAGCGAACUCAUACUGGAGAAGAACCCUAUACAUGCAUGGAGUGUGGCAAAUCAUAUGGUCUAAUGUCAAGCCUUGUGAUCCAUCAGAGACUCCACGCAGGGGAGAACCCUUACAAAUGCUGGGAGUGUGGGAAAUGUUUUCCUCAAAACGCACAGCUUUGGAGCCAUCGGAGCACUCAUACAGGAGAGAAAACGUAUAAAUGCUUAGAGUGUGGGAAAUGUUUUGGUCACUAUUCUGGACUUGUGAGCCAUCACAGAGGGCACACAGGAGAAAGGCCUCAUAAGUGUUUGGAAUGUGGAAAAUGUUUCUCCACAAAAUCAGGUCUUGUGCGACACCAGAGAACCCACACAGGAGAGAAACCCUAUGAAUGCACCGAGUGUGGAGAAUGUUUUUUUGAUAAAGGUUCCCUUGUAAGACAUCAGUCUACUCACAAUGGACAGAGACCCCAUAAGUGUGUGGAGUGUGGGAAAGGUUGUAUGUCGUCAUCAGAACUUGUAAUCCAUCAGAGAAUCCAUACAGGAGAGAAACCCUACAAAUGCAUGGAGUGUGGAUAUUGCUUUUCCCAGAGAUCACACCUCCAUAGACACCAGAGAGUCCACACAGGAGAGAAAUCCUACAAAUGCCUGGAAUGUGGGAAAUGCUUUACUGACAAGUCACAACUUCCUAUACACCAGAGACUACACACAGGAGAGAGGCCUUAUGAAUGUGAAGAGUGUGGGAAACGUUUUGUUACCUCAUCACAUCUUGUUAGUCAUAAAAAAGUCCACACAGGAGAGAAACCAUAUAAAUGUUUGGACUGUGGAGUGUCAUUUUCUUAUCAACAAACCCUUAAGGGGCACCAGAGAAUCCAUACAGGAGAGAAACCCCAUAAAUGCUUGGAGUGUGGGAAAUGCUUUACCAGGAAAGACACUCUUUCCAAACAUCAGAAAAUUCACACAGGAGAUAAACCCCACAAAUGCAUGGAAUGUGGAAAAUAUUUUUCCAGGAAAGACAGUCUUGUGAGCCAUCAGAGAAUUCACACAGGGGAGAAAACAUAAAUGCUUGGAAUGUGGCAAAUAUUUUUCUCAGCAAUCACCACUUCAUACACAGAAGAGAGUCCACACAGGGAAGAAAUCACAUUAAUGCUCUUGAGUGUUGCAAAUUUUGCUUAGAAAAGAAUUAUGGGGUGCCAUCAGGGGGUACAAAUGGAGAGAGACCCAGGAGAGCUUUCUGCCUGCUUUGGCUGGUAUGCCAGCUGCAACUGUUCCUGCACUGUGAUAGCCUGAGCACUGUGGUCCAUGUGUUGGUAACCUCAAGAGUUCAUUACUGUAAUGCACUUCACGUGGGUCUGCCUUUGUAUCUGGUCUGGAAGCUGCAACUAGUGCAGAAUGCAGUGGCCAGACUACUCACAGGAGCAGAUUACUGGCAACAUGUUACUCUGCUGCUGAAAGAGCUGCACUGGUUGCCAGUAUGCUACCGGGCCAGGUUCACAGUGCCUAUGUUAAUUCACAAAGCCCUCAACAACUUGGUCCCAAAGUACUUAAGGACCACCUGACUUCAGUCACUCAGAUCUUCUGAUGGGGCAAUUUUUGUGGUUUCUCGUGCCCCUGAGGUUCAUUUGGGCCUCCACCAGAGAUCAGGCCUUUAUUGUGGCAGUCCCUGCCCUGUGGAACUACCCACCAAUAGAAGUUUGGCAGAAACCAUCCUUCCCUUCUUUCAGGCAUCUUUUGAAAACUGAAGUGUUUAGGCAGGCCUUUAUAACAUGAAUUUCUCUCUAAUCAAUGGAGUACUUAUUGAUGCUUUUAUCAUUGUUUUUGAUGAUGUUUUGUUGGUUUUAAAUUUUGUUGUGUCUUUGUUUGUUGUGAGUCACCUUGGUGUACUCCUGUGAAAAGUGGCUUAUAAAUACUUUAAUAAAAUAAACAAAUAAAUGCCUGGAAUGUGAGAAAUGUUUCCCCCCACAAAGUAUUGCUUAACAGGCACCAGGUAUCUUUCCAUAGAAGAGAGAAAGCACAGAAAUGUGCUCAGCUCUGAAAAAUAUUUCCUUCACCUGUGAAAUACCAGUUAGAUUUGUCACACAAAGAAAAUAAAAUCCCAUCAUAAGUGCUUGCGGUCUGAGAAAUAUCCCUUCUCCCUGUCUCAGUAAAGUUUCAUAUUGAGCAAAGACUCCAGCUGCCCCUGGAUUCAUGGCACUUUGACAUUCCAAAUGGCCCAGCAACCCUCUGCUUUAGAAGUGACAAAUAGCUCCCCAUGUAAAUCUGUCCCCCAUCAUGAUAGGGGGAAUAGGUGAACAUCAAGGCUGCACCUAGUGCCUGGCUGAACAACCACCCUUUUUGUAUUUGAUCUAGUUCUGUUAAAAUUUAAAUGUACUGCCUUCAAGUCGAUUCUGACUUAUGGCAACCCUAUGACUAGGGUUUUCAUGAGGCUGAGAGGCAGUGACUGGCCCAAGGUCACCCAGUGAGCUUCAUGGCUAUGUGGGGAUUCGAACCCUGGUCUCC